AUGGAAAACAGUGUCUGCGGAUCCUUUUUCCAGCCCCAGUACCCCGGCCAGCCAAGCAGCAGUGACUACACCAUCCACGAGGACAUGCUGUGCGCUGGGGACCUCAUAACAGGAAAGGCCAUCUGCCGGGUGAACUCCGGGGGUCCCCUCGUCUGCCCGUUAAAUGGCACCUGGUUCCUGAUGGGGCUGUCUAGUUGGAGCCUCGACUGCCGCUCACCCAUCGGCCCCAGCGUCUUCACCAGGCUCUCCUACUUCACCAACUGGAUUAGCCAGAAGAAGAGGGAGAGUCCCCCUCUGGAUCCUGCCUUGGCUCCUCCUCAGGAGAUGCCCCCAGCCCUGGACAGCAUGACCUCUCAGGGUACCGUCUAUAAACCCGGGCUCUGCGCAGCCCUUCCGGCUGCUCACACCCUCCUCCUGCUGCUGAUUCUGCUGGGGAGCCUGUGA
Mandrillus leucophaeus (drill) is the source of this 444-nucleotide messenger RNA. RefSeq names its product serine protease 40-like. The transcript has 2 exons. The coding region runs from base 1 to 444 and encodes 147 amino acids. The record is from RefSeq and is a predicted model, not a curated record. Gene Ontology annotation, molecular function: serine-type endopeptidase activity. NCBI's taxonomy places the organism in Eukaryota, Metazoa, Chordata, Mammalia, Primates, Cercopithecidae. Gene Ontology annotation, biological process: proteolysis.